This is a messenger RNA of Culicoides brevitarsis, 1574 nucleotides long. RefSeq names its product GPI mannosyltransferase 2 (gene PIG-V). The record is from RefSeq and is a predicted model, not a curated record. Gene Ontology annotation, cellular component: endoplasmic reticulum membrane; mannosyltransferase complex. Lineage: Eukaryota; Metazoa; Arthropoda; Insecta; Diptera; Ceratopogonidae. The transcript is spliced from 2 exons. Gene Ontology annotation, molecular function: GPI mannosyltransferase activity; alpha-1,6-mannosyltransferase activity. Bases 91 to 1479 code for a protein of 462 amino acids. Gene Ontology annotation, biological process: GPI anchor biosynthetic process.
CUAGGAUUUAAGACAAAACAAAACAAAUCAAUUUUUCGUAAAACUCUUUACAUGGCUUGUGUAUGAACAAGAUCUCCUCCCUCUUCCUAAAUGACGAAGGAUAUUAUAUUUUUUGCAAUUAAAACUCGACUAUGCAUUAUCGUUCUACAAACAAUUUCGAAUAAACUGAUACCUGACCAUGAUCCCGAAGUUUUUGUCAGCCCACUUGAUGACACAGUCAACGUUUGGAUGCCUGAAGCGCAAUGGAUUAUUGACACACUCUUGGGUGGUCUUGCACGUUGGGAUGCACAAUAUUUCCUUCAUAUUGCAACACAUGGGUACACUUAUGAACAGACUCUUGCAUUCUACCCACUAUUUCCAAUGACGGUUGGAAUCAUAGCAAAACUAUUAUAUGCCAUGUGUCCAAUUGUGUCAGUUUACCACUUUAGUUUGGUUGUAGCUGUCUUACUAAACAUAUUUUUUUUUGUCAAAGCAGCCGUAUGCUUAUCCGAGUUAAGUUUACGAAUGACAGGCAACAAAAAGUGGGCACAACUUGUGGCAUUGCUAUUUUGCUUAAAUCCAGCAUCAAUUUUCUUCACAGCACCUUAUUCAGAGACCUUGUAUUCAUGGCUCACAUUUAGAAUAAUGCUCGAAACAUCUGAUAAUACAAUAUCAUUCAUGCGAUUAGUAAUGCCGCUCAGUUUGAGUUUAGUUUGUCGAUCAAAUGGAUUUAUAAAUUUAGGAUAUGUUAUUUAUUUCGCGCUUAAAUCAUGUUUAUCACUAAGUAAGAAACUAAACAAAAUGACAAUCAUUGUACGAACAAUAUUAGUUGUAGGAUGUGCUCUCAUUUUGUAUGGUAUAACGCAGCUUUAUUUUUACUAUUUAUAUUGCAGUCGUCACCAUAUAAAUCACAGUCCUGCAAUAAUACAAUACGCACAAAAACAUGGAUUUAUUUUGUCGGGGAUUCGGCAAAAUGGAAGUAGUCCUUGGUGUGACAACGAUUUGCCAAUGUCUUAUUCGUACAUUCAAAAUCACUAUUGGAAUGUUGGAUUUCUUAACUAUUACAAAUUGAAACAACUGCCAAAUUUCCUCCUUGCCGCGCCAAUUUUGGGAAUAUUUUUGCAUUUUUGCUUCAACUAUAUCGCACAGAACACACGUUAUUGUAUUUACUUAGGCCUUUUGGAUAACAAAAUCACAAAGAAAAUAACCCUAUUCGAAAAACAAAUAUUUCCUUUUAUGCUACAUGGUCUAUUUCUCACCAUGUUCUGCAUACUUUUUGUGCACAUUCAAGUGGCAACUCGUUUAUUAGCUUCAUCUAGUCCUCUUUUGUAUUGGUAUUGUGCAAAUUACUUCAAAGAUACCGGUAUUAAUAGUUUAGAAGAAAUACGAGACAUAAUAUUAUUAGACAAAUCAGAGGCCCGAAGACUGAUUUUAUGUUACUUCAUUGGGUUUGCACUCUUUGGGACAAUACUUUUUAGCAAUUUCUUACCAUGGACGUAAGCUAAAUUAUAAAAAAAAUACUUAUAAUGAGAGAUGUUUUGGAACAUAAUUUAGUAAUAAAAGAAAUGUAUAUAAUUACGAUUUUAAAUAUACAA